Messenger RNA from Megalobrama amblycephala (Wuchang bream), 1392 nucleotides. RefSeq names its product transmembrane protein 74B (gene tmem74b). The record is from RefSeq and is a predicted model, not a curated record. The coding region runs from base 299 to 1003 and encodes 234 amino acids. The transcript is spliced from 2 exons. NCBI's taxonomy places the organism in Eukaryota, Metazoa, Chordata, Actinopteri, Cypriniformes, Xenocyprididae.
AUUGAAGCUGAUCUAGUGCAUACUAAAGGUGCACUUCAGAACUAACAUAACGCAAAAUGUGCCUCGACAGCUGCGGACUGUGUCGUGUUUUAAUGAUGAAUAAUCUGACAUGUUUUUCAUUUGUGUUUAAUGCUGAAAAUGACAGUGUUUCCAUCGCGCAUGGCUAAAUCUCCCCUCGAGAUCUGCGUGGAGUCUUCCUGUCAGCAUCCCACUGUUACUAUGAGAUCUGUGGAGCGAGCGCGCCUGAAGGUGAAACAAGAGGCAUUUGAUUCAUCAUGAGUGCAAGCGUUCAGUGUCGAUGGAGUCUCUGAACGCCGUGGAACUCCGUGAACUGGGGGAUGGGAGCAGGCGAGAACCUCCUCAGGCCUCCUCAGGACCGCGGCCUGCCACCGGCAUCGAAAAUGCGUCGUUCGAGGACGAGGAUCCGGGAACGAGGAUCCGGGUUACCUCCAGAACAUCUGGAACUGGCUUCACCCCUCUCGAUUAUCAGUCAAAUCCGUUGCCUAUUCAGAGAGAAGUGCCGUCACCACACUCCGAAGAAGAACCUGAGCUCGAGUAUAACGACCAUUCGGUGGACUACGGGUUCAUUUUCGCACUAAUUUUCCUUGUAAGCGGAAUCAUAUUAGUGGUAAUCGCAUAUACGAUCCCAAGAGAGGCUAAAGUCAACCCGGACCAAGUGACGGCGCGCCAGAUGGAGAAACUAGAGAUGUACUACGCACAACUUGGCUCUCACCUCGACAAAUGUAUUAUUGCGGGACUUGGUUUGCUCACUCUGGGAGGAAUGCUCUUAUCUGUUUUAUUAAUGGUGUCUAUAUGCAAAGGAGAACUGUAUCGCCGGAGAACUUUCGCUAGAAGACCCAUGAAAUCUUAUGGAUCCAUUAAUAUGAGGAUGAGGCAGUUAGCUGAAGGUGAUGGAAGGGAGACUCUCGUGGAAUGUGAACCGAACGUCACCGCAGAUGCCGCAAACGGUAAUCAAGUUCCUACUGGAACUCUGAACACGUAGCACAACCGAAUCACAUUGACAAAUAGAUUUGCGUUCCCAAAAGAAAAUAGUGCUUGCAAGGCAGCAUAAAUAACAUGUUUAUGUAAGUUUAAGUUUUUGGAUUUGAUUAUCAGUAAAUGGCACGUCUCAUCAGAGAUGAGAUGGUUGCUGUUGCCAUGACACUCAGCAUCUGUCUUUUUUGUCUGCUGUGUUGCCAGAUCUCAAAAACUUGGUCUGAAAAAAAACAAAAACAAGCCCAAAUAAAGAAACGUUCCUCACUAAACGUAAGCAAAUAAUAAUAAUAGAAUUAUGAAUAAUUACUCACCCUCAUGUCGUUCCAAACCCGUAAGACUUUCGUUCAUCUUCAGAACACACAUGAAGAUCUUUUUUAAGUAAUCUGAGAGCUUUCU